Messenger RNA from Culicoides brevitarsis, 2256 nucleotides. Its product is annotated as serine/threonine-protein kinase MAK. Gene Ontology annotation, molecular function: ATP binding; protein serine/threonine kinase activity. NCBI's taxonomy places the organism in Eukaryota, Metazoa, Arthropoda, Insecta, Diptera, Ceratopogonidae. Gene Ontology annotation, biological process: intracellular signal transduction; intraciliary transport; cilium assembly. Bases 1 to 2256 code for a protein of 751 amino acids. The transcript has 5 exons. Gene Ontology annotation, cellular component: nucleus; cilium; cytoplasm. The record is from RefSeq and is a predicted model, not a curated record.
AUGAAUCGGUACAUCACUCUAAAUCAGUUGGGUGAUGGCACAUAUGGCACAGUUGUCCUCGGACAGAGGAAAGACACUGGCGAAAAAGUGGCUAUCAAACGCAUGAAACGGAAAUAUUACUCUUGGGAAGAAGCAAUGAGUCUGCGUGAGGUCAAAUCAUUGAAAAAACUUUCACACGCAAAUGUGGUAAAGCUGAAGGAGGUGAUCCGAGAGAACGACAUAUUGUAUUUUGUAUUUGAGUACAUGCAGGAGAACUUGUACCAGAUGAUCAAAGAUCGGGAAACACAUUUUCCAGAAAUUACAGUUAAGAGUAUUCUCUUUCAAGUGAUGAGUGGACUGGCAUUCAUGCAUCGACAUGGAUUUUUCCACAGAGAUUUAAAGCCCGAAAAUAUUUUGUGUUCGGGCCCGGAUACCAUCAAAAUUGCAGAUUUCGGACUAGCGCGUGAAAUAAGGUCACGACCACCAUACACCGAUUAUGUUUCGACACGAUGGUAUCGAGCACCAGAAGUACUACUGCACUCAACGCGAUAUAGUAGUGCCAUUGAUUUAUGGGCUGUUGGUUGCAUCAUGGCCGAACUCUAUACUUUUCGGCCACUAUUUCCGGGAAGCAGCGAGGUAGAUCAAUUGUUUAAGAUAUGCUCUGUAUUGGGAACACCAGACAAAAACGAUUGGUCCGAAGGCUAUCGACUAGCUUCUGUUAUCCAGUUUCAAUUUCCUGAAUGUCCAAAAGUGCCUUUGGAAACGCUAGUUACUCGUGCAUCUGCGGAAGGUCUUCAAAUGAUGGUUGACAUGUUGAUGUGGGACCCUGAUAGACGGCCGUCAGCACAACAAUCACUGAAAUAUCCAUUUUUUCAACAAAUAAAUAAAGGAAGGACUUCCGCGAUGCCAAUGAUCGGACUAGCAAAUAGGCGUUCGUCAUCAUCACAACAACAUCAAGAGGGAUCGCAACACAUUAAUACCACUCCACAAACCUUGUCAACGUUACCCCAAAAAAUAUAUGGCACAAGCUUAAACGACCUAAAUUCUAUUAUUAGUACCAGUAAAAUUUUACAACAACCUCCGAUACCUGCACCGCCAGCGGCAAUAGAACCUUCCACGGAACAAAAAUUUAGUAGUUCUAACAGAAUCUCCAGACGGAAUGAAGAGACUUUACAUAAUGGCCUUAGUAUGUUUGAGACGAUUGAUUCGUUGCCCGAGAAUUCGUCAACGGACGAUGAUCCACAGAAACCAAAAAACGAUUUUAAUUCCACCGUUAACGAUAUAUUGGGUGAAAGUAUUAGCAUAAACGACAGGUACCGUAGCGGACAUCAAAGUGUUAAUAGUAGUAAUAGUAAAAAUCGCGAAAAAAUUAGUGAUGUGUUCUUGACACGCCACCUUGAUAGUACAAGUAACUAUAGUAAUCGAACAAAAGACUACAGUGUAGAGAGUUUAAAUGAUUCAAUGAAAUCCAUGAAACUAGCAAACAUGAAUGAAAAUGGAGUGGGAACAUUCAGUAAUGGUGGCAGUUUCUUUCUACAUGGUACCGGCAACAAUAGUAAUAAGCCACAUAAACAGUAUCAAGAUAACUUAAGUGAAAGAAGUAAUGGCGAUAGUGGUUUUAAUGAAGCAAAAGUGUAUAACGUAUUUUCAAGACAAAACGUCGUGCCAGGAAAGAAAUCACAAACAGAUGAAAGUUUAGGAAGGGUGUCAGUUUUAGCUGCAAAAGCUAAGAAAACACCGUUAGACAGGUGGAGUGGAGGAAAAGAUAGUUUUGAAGACGACGAACUUGCGAGUAUUUUAGGAAGUAAGGUUAGAGUGUCAAAACCAGCCAAUGAAUUUAAUUUAGAAGACUUAUUUGGGACUGUAUCCGGGUCACUUUAUAAUAGUAGUAAUUAUAAUCAUAGUAAGAUAACCAGUGACAGGAAAGAAAAACAAAACCCAACUAAAUAUCCAAAUACGGUGCCUUUUGCAAAAGCACCUCUUCGAAGUUCUAUUUUCGGUGAUGUCUUUGAUAAUACAAAUACCGAUUGCAAACAUUCGAGUGCCCAGGUAGCCAUCCGACGAAACAGUAAAAACAGCAACAAUAUUUUUUCGUUCUUCUCGUCGAAUGAUAAGGCUUACAACAAUAAUGAUGGGCUAUUUAUCGAUAGCAAUACGAAUACUAAGAACGAUCGAAAAGGUCAAUUAAAGUUAUUUCAAUGGGAGGAAAAGCCAAAGUAUGCUAUACAAAAGUUUAGUAACUUUGGAAAUGACAUCCGGUUGUGUGAAUUCCGUUAG